AUGCAACAUAGUCUCGAAUACAAAAAGGAAUUGCCGUCUCAGCUUGUGCGUGCUGCGUUUCCUGAGGAUUUGUCACGUUGUUCUUGUCGCGGUCCCGGAAGAGGUGGGGCGGAGGUGAGAAAUGCUGCUUUCUUUUUUGUUUUGCCAUUUUUCUUCAUGUUGGCGUUGCAGUAUAGUAUGACUGCCAACAGUGACACUGCGGAUGUCACUGGGCUUCGACUGGAUAGUGUGAUCUCCAAUUUUGAGGGCGUAAAGAGCAUUACUGGCCUGCCCAAGGGAGCGUUCAUUGCCACUUUGGUGCGUUUCAUGCAGGAGACCCUAGAACCGCGCCUCACAGAGGAGGGAGAGGUCCGGCGUCACCUAGGCGAAGUGGAGCAGCAGCGUCAGCGAGUACACCGAUUGCUGGAGGACGUGAGUCUGGCGGGUGAACUAAUGUCUCUUAACGUUGGAGGGAGGGGCUUUACGGUACUUCGCCGGACCCUCGGUACUGUGCCUGAAAGUAUGCUUGCAUUGUUGGCGAGCGAAUGGCUGAAGAUUGAGUGUGAUGCCUCUGGGGCUAUCUUCCUGGAUCGAUCUCCAGAUUUGUUUGGAGAAAUUUUGCCCUAUUUGCGUUUGAGGGCGGACUAUCGAAGAUCAGGUAAAAAACCAUUAGAGGGGCACGAUGAAAAUGUAAAUGAAGUAGAUGAGGAGGCCAUUAUGACACAAUUGACGGAAACGAAUUGGCGUCAUAUGUCUUCCAGGGAAUUGUACUUGCUGGCUACUGAGGCAAACUAUUAUAACCUGAAAAGCCUUGAGUUGUACCUCAGGCGGUACACUCAGCAGCGAUGGAUUGAGUACGGUAGAUUUGUGGUUUCCCAGGAGGAUGCGACGCACGACAGCCAUGCGGAUGAACCGCACUUCACAGGGGUGACUUCCUCAGGAGACGCAGUGUUGUGCCUCUCGUAUGACGAAGAAAGUAGUGUAUGCGCAGCUGGGCGAAAAAGUGGUGUGGUGGCAGUAUAUUUUUUGCCGUCGCUGGUUCGGCUUGUGACGCUUAGUAGACAUGCAAGCUGUGUUACAGCUGUGCUUGUUACACCGAAACAUAUUUUUUCAGCUGGACACGAUGGUUUUAUCACGGUGGGCCACAGCCAGGAAGGUUCCUUUGCUCUUAUCUGCAACGUAUGCGCGCAUGAAGGCGUUAUCUACGAUCUGCUACUACUACCGGACCGACUUACACUUAUUUCUUCUGGUGAGGACGGCGCGAUAAAUGUUUGGAAACUGACCCACGGCUACCAAACAGUCCUGGAAGAGAGUGUUGCUACUCUAUCUUCCGUACGCUGCCUUGCCGCAUACCGUCAUCACAUUUUUGCCUCCUGCCGGGAGCAGAUUUUGGUAUUUGAUUUGGAUAAAGGUGAUUUGCUCCCGCAACGUGGGAAAUUUCAUACUGCACCUAUACGUUGUCUGGCGAUGAAUGAGUACAAGGGAAUUCUGGCGUCUGGUGGGUGGGAUGGCAUGAUAUAUAUUUGGGGGGCAAAAGAAAUAGUGUCGUUGAGUUGCAAGGAACCGCAAGGGCUGGAGGAUGAAUGUUUUGUGCCGCUUUACGCAGUGACGCAGUGUGAUAGUUGGGUGACGCAUAUAUUGUUUGUGGGAAGCCUAUUGGCUGCUUCGUGUGGUUCAGUUAUCAACUUUUUUGCCUGUGACCUGGCAUCACGGAUUGUUCGUUGCGUGAGGACGGAUGGAGCUGCGAAGGCAAAUAGGGGGCGUAGGAACGAGUUUGUUCGCGUCUUCCUGGCAGCGGAGCAUGUGAAUUGCCUGUUAAUAGGUGGCCUUGACGGUACCCUUAUCGCCCUUCAGAAUUGUUUGUUUGCGGGGACAGGAAGAGAGGUUGAGGCGAAGUCAUGUCAGUGUGGGCGUGGCGAGGAGCUGGCGCCGCCUGCAUGA
Messenger RNA from Trypanosoma rangeli, 1920 nucleotides. RefSeq lists its product as uncharacterized. Gene Ontology annotation, cellular component: nucleolus. The transcript has a single exon. The coding region runs from base 1 to 1920 and encodes 639 amino acids. NCBI's taxonomy places the organism in Eukaryota, Euglenozoa, Kinetoplastea, Trypanosomatida, Trypanosomatidae. The record is from RefSeq and is a predicted model, not a curated record. Gene Ontology annotation, molecular function: protein binding. Gene Ontology annotation, biological process: protein homooligomerization; ribosomal large subunit assembly.